Molecule: messenger RNA, 1227 nt
Organism: Paramecium pentaurelia
Lineage: Eukaryota; Ciliophora; Oligohymenophorea; Peniculida; Parameciidae
Source: the annotation of a GenBank genome assembly
UAUGGAUUAAUAAUAAACAGAGUAAGACAAACUUGAAUCAAUAGCUACUCCAGGAGUGUUAGAUAAAUAUUAAAAUGCUGGUAAAAUUGUAAAUGGUAAAUUUUUUAAUUGAUUAUUAAAUAGUUGUACUGGAAAAAGUGAUCACUAAAUUAUAGCCAGAAGCUGAUAUUGCUACUAUUUGUGCAUUUGGUGACUCAGAAAUUAAUGGAGAAUUACAAAAAGUUUAUAACAAGAAAGGAAUUGAAAAAGGUUUAGCAUUCCCAACAACAAUUUCUGUAAAUUAAAUUUGCGGUCAUUAUUCUCCAUUAAAGAGUGAAUCAAGUAAACUCGUUAAGGGUGAUGUAGCCAAAAUGUAAAUGUUAAUAAUAAUGUCCUAGUGAAUUAGGAGUUCAUAUUGAUGGAUAUAUUGCCAUUGCAGCACACACAGUAGUAGUAGGUGAAGAUUAAGUAGAAGGAUAAAAGGCAGAUGUCAUAUUGGCAGCCUAUUAAUCAGUCUAAGCUUUAUUCAGAUCAAUAAAACCAGGAGUCACAAAUACAUCUUUAACUAAAAUUAUUUAAUAAAUAUCAGAUGAUCACAAAUGUACACCAUUAGAGGGUGUUUUGAGUCAUGAAGUUAAGAGACAUUUUAUUGAUGGAAAUAAAGUCAUUAUCAAUAGAGAAACACAAGAAUAAAGAGUAGAUGAGGAAGAAAUCUAAGUUAAUGAUGUUAUUGUUUUAGAUGUCUAUAUUACAACAGGAGAUGGAAAAACAAAAGAAGUAUUAAAUAAUUUAAUUAAAUUAGUCUGAAUUAAGAACUACUGUUUACAAAAGAGCUUUGGAUAGAUAAUAUCAAUUAAAAACUAAACAUGGAAGAGCCUUCAUGUAAGAAGUCUAUGAUAAAUACCCAUCUUUAUGUUUCUCAUUAAGAUCAUUUGAAGAUGAAAUUACUGCUAAAUUGGCUGUUUAAGAAUGUGCUAAACAUGAAUUAUUAAACCCAUAUCCAAUUUUAAUCAGUCCAAAUAGUAUUGUAGCAUAAUUCACAAUGACUGUUGCUGUCUUAGCUAAUAGCACUCUUUAAGUUUCUGGACUUAAAUUAGAUGAAACCAAAUUUAAACCUGCUCAUGAUAUUAAUGAUGCAGCACUCAAAGAUUUAUUGAAAGUAUAUUAUACAAUUCUAAUGUUUCUAGUUACCUAUGGACAAGGAAUCACAAAAAAAAAGACAUUUAGAGUCAAAAUAAAAAGCUUGAU